This is a messenger RNA of Morus notabilis, 3365 nucleotides long. Its product is annotated as kinesin-like protein NACK1. Gene Ontology annotation, biological process: microtubule-based movement. NCBI's taxonomy places the organism in Eukaryota, Viridiplantae, Streptophyta, Magnoliopsida, Rosales, Moraceae. Gene Ontology annotation, molecular function: microtubule binding; ATP binding; microtubule motor activity. Bases 277 to 3168 code for a protein of 963 amino acids. The record is from RefSeq and is a predicted model, not a curated record. The transcript has 15 exons.
AAAGCUUUUCCUUUCUUCUCUCUUCUCUCUUCUCUCUUUCUUUCCAUUAAAGCCGUAGAAUUUCAAUCCCCCAGCUCUUCUUCUCUCUUACGACGCUCCUCGGUUUUUCGAAUUCGGGUUUUGGUUUGUAAGCUUCAAAAUCUUUGUUCGUCGAUUUUGUGUUCCUCUGAUUUGAUCUGGUCUGGUCUGAUCUGAUCUGCGUUUUCCCCGCCGAAAGUCCGACAAGUUUCUUUGUCGAGCUCGGCUUCUUCGCAUUUUUUUUAAACCACAUUCAAAAUGACGGUCAGAACUCCUGGAACACCUUCCUCAAAGAUAGACAGGAGCCCAGUUUCAACUCCAGGUGGGCCCAGAGCCAAAGAAGAGAAGAUUGUGGUUACUGUGAGGUUAAGGCCCCUAAGUAAGAGGGAACAAUUAGCCAAAGACCAAGUUGCUUGGGAGUGUAUUGAUGAUAACACCAUUGUUUAUAAACCAGCAUCUCUUGAGCGUUUAGCUCAACCAGCCUCAUUUACGUUUGAUAAAGUUUUUGGUCCCACCUGUUUAACUGAAACAGUAUACGAUGGAGUGAAAAAUGUUGCCUUAUCAGCAUUAAUGGGCAUCAAUGCUACUAUAUUUGCUUAUGGACAAACUAGCAGUGGAAAGACAUACACGAUGAGAGGAAUAACUGAGAAAGCUGUUAAUGAUAUCUACACGCACAUUAUAAAUGCUCCAGAGAGAGAUUUUACUAUAAAAAUUUCAGGACUUGAAAUAUAUAAUGAGAAUGUUAGGGACCUGUUAAAUUCAGAUUCUGGUAGAAACCUGAAGCUUCUUGAUGAUCCAGAGAAAGGUACUGUGGUUGAGAAAUUGGUAGAGGAAACUGCAAAGGAUGACCAACAUUUGAGACAUCUGAUCAGUAUUUGUGAGGCGCAAAGACAAGUUGGAGAAACUGCAUUAAAUGAUACCAGCUCACGCUCACACCAGAUAAUAAGGCUGACAAUCGAGAGCACAGUCCGUGAAAAUUCCGGUUGUGUGAGGUCUUUUGUUGCGAGCCUGAACUUUGUGGAUCUAGCUGGAAGUGAAAGGGCCUCUCAGACACAUGCGGAUGGUGCUAGACUAAGGGAAGGUUGCCAUAUCAACCUCAGCCUGAUGACGCUUACAACUGUAAUUAGAAAGCUGAGUGUGGGCAAAAGAAGUGGCCAUAUACCCUAUAGAGAUUCGAAGCUCACUCGCAUACUGCAGCAUUCACUUGGUGGAAAUGCACGAACUGCCAUCAUAUGCACCUUAAGUCCAGCACUGAGCCAUGUUGAACAAUCUCGAAAUACUCUGUUGUUUGCCUCUCGGGCAAAGGAAGUAACGAAUAACGCCCAAGUGAACAUGAUUGUCUCAGACAAGCAAUUAGUGAAACGCCUGCAAAAGGAAGUGGCGCGACUGGAAGCAGAGCUGCGAACGCCUGAUCCAUCAAGAGAAAAAGAUUUGAAAAUUCAUCAGAUGGAAAUGGAAAUUGAAGAACUGAGACGCCAAAGAGAUCUUGCUCAAUCACAAGUGGAUGAGUUGCGCAAAAAAAUAGAGGAGGACCAGCAGGGUUCAAAUCCAUUUGAAUCACCUAGCCCCUCUGUGAAGAAGUGUCUUUCCUAUUCCAAUGCAUUCUCAACACAUUCGGACACCAAGGAUCUAGGCCGUGUUGAUAAAGCAAGAAGUGUAAUGUUAAGGCAGUCGAUGAGGCAAUCAUCAACUGCUCCUUUCACACUUAUGCAUGAAAUUCGCAAACUUGAACACCUUCAGGAGCAGCUUGGAGAAGAAGCGAAUCGAGCUUUGGAAGUACUACAGAAGGAGGUUGCUUGUCAUAGGCUAGGAAACCAAGAUGCUGCCGAAACGAUUGCUAACCUGCAAGCAGAAAUAAGGGAAAUGCGUGCUGUCCGAUCAGCCCCGAAAGAAGUUGAAGUUGGAACGGGGAUUGCCACAAACAAGAGUGUCAGCGCUAACCUCAAGGAAGAAAUUACAAGACUUCAUUCACAGGGCAGCACUAUUGCAGAUCUCGAGGAGCAGCUAGAAAAUGUUCAGAAGUCUAUAGACAAAUUGGUUAUGUCACUUCCUAGCAAAUAUCAACAGCCCAACACUGAGCCGUCCCCCAAGACCAACAAAGAAUCAAAAAAGAAAAAGUUACUUCCUUUGUCCUCAAGUAAUGCAGCCAAUCGUCAAAAUUUCUUAAGAUCCCCCUGUUCGCCUCUAUCAACUCCUGAUCAAGUUUUGGAGACUGGGAUUUUUGAAAAUAGAGCUCCCGAAAAUGAUGAGAAUGUGUCCAUUGACACUCUGCCAGAGUCUGAGAAGGAGACGCCAACAAAGAGUGAAGAAGGUGGAGAUGUCUCAUCAAAAGAAAACACUCCAGUUUUCCGACGUUGUAGUUCCGUGAACAUGAAGAAAAUGCAGAAGAUGUUCCAAAAUGCAGCAGAAGAGAAUGUAAGAAGCAUAAGAGCAUAUGUAACAGAAUUGAAAGAAAGGGUGGCCAAAUUGCAAUACCAAAAGCAGCUACUUGUUUGCCAGGUCCUGGAGCUAGAGGCGAAUGAAGAAGCUGGUUACGACUUAGAUAAUGAUGAGAAUGCAUGCGAGCCAGAGAAGCCUCAGGUGUCAUGGCAAGUCAGUUUUAAGGAGCAAAGGCAGCAGAUUAUUGAGUUAUGGGAUUUCUGUUUUGUCUCUAUAAUUCAUAGAACACAGUUUUAUUUACUAUUCAAAGGAGAUCCAGCUGAUCAAAUCUACAUGGAAGUCGAGAUGAGGCGCUUGACAUGGUUGCAGCAGCACCUGGUACAAAUUGGGAAUGCAAGCCCUGCUCAUGUGGGAGAUGAGCCCACAAUCUCUCUUUCAUCAAGCAUUAGAGCACUUAGACGUGAAAGAGAGUUCCUUGCAAAGAGAUUGACCUCCCGUUUGACUGCGGAGGAGAGAGAUGUAUUGUACAUGAAAUGGGAUGUCCCACUUGAAGGAAAGCAGAGGAAGAUACAGUUUGUGAACAAACUUUGGACAAAUCCCCAUGAUGCUAGGCAUGUACAAGAAAGUGCUGAAAUAGUUGCCAAGCUAGUCGGGUUCUGCGAAGGUGGCAACAUGUCCAGGGAGAUGUUUGAGCUCAAUUUUUCUCAUCCGUCUGAUAAAAGACCGUGGAUUGCUGGCUGGAACCAAAUCUCUAAUCUGCUUAACUUGUGAUAAAAGAGUAUUUUUUGUUUUCCUAGUUGUUUGUUGUUGUUUUUGUUGAUGUAAUUAUUCCAAAUUCUUAUCUUUUGUAACAUGUAAAAAUUUUGGAGUUUUCCUCCGAAAUCGCCCUCUUUGUGGUGACUGAUUGAGCCACACUAUUGUGAGAUUAUAGUCCAGUGAUUUAAUAGCUGAAUAAACAAAUUUGUUUA